AUGCAAACUAUUUAUGAACCCAUUUUCAUUGCUGACUAUAAUUUCCCUAUUGGUCUAUUCCAAAAAUUAACACCAUUAGUAUAUUUAGCAAUAAACUCUAAUGAAUCAAAUGAAACUCAGCAAAAUGGUCAGUUGGCAAUCUUUAUUCAGACUCAAUGGCAUAUUGGUUCUUCAUCUACUUCACAUAUAAUAGUUCUCUUGUCUUUAGUAGACUCUAUCCAUGGCAAACCUGUUUAUGCCGAGUAUAUUAAUGAAAAACAAGAUCCAUUUAUCAAUAUUAAAUUUCUAUCAGAAUUCAAAACAACUAAUGUGCAGAGUGCAAAUGAAGAUAAAAUAUUUGUACCUUGGUCAUGGGUGAAAUCUCACUAUCAAAUUUGCUGA
Cetraspora pellucida is the source of this 381-nucleotide messenger RNA. The record is from the annotation of a GenBank genome assembly. NCBI's taxonomy places the organism in Eukaryota, Fungi, Glomeromycota, Glomeromycetes, Diversisporales, Gigasporaceae.